Messenger RNA from Oryza brachyantha (malo sina), 1372 nucleotides. RefSeq lists its product as uncharacterized. Lineage: Eukaryota; Viridiplantae; Streptophyta; Magnoliopsida; Poales; Poaceae. Bases 199 to 1050 code for a protein of 283 amino acids. The transcript has 5 exons. The record is from RefSeq and is a predicted model, not a curated record.
ACCACCGGCGGCGGCGGCCAGCUCCCCUGCAUAUUGCUCAUCGGCGCUGGCGCGAACUCGUCUCGCGUUCCGUUUCUUGGUAGGCGCCGGCGGCAGCAGCGGCAGUGCGAGCCUGGGAGGGGAGCCGUAGUCUCCCACACAGGGCCUCCCCUCUAAAACCCUGGGCUGCAAGGGGUGUCAAACGCGAGGGAGGGAUAGAUGCUGCGCUGCGUCUAUGCGCAGCGGCGUUGGGCGCACCGGCGUGGCGGCUUCGUCGCCGGCGGGACGGGCUGGUCGCAGCGCCCUGCCCCCGCCGCGGCAGCUGCUGCGGCGGCGGGUGCGAAGAAGUCGGAUUGGUGGGCGGUGGACGGCGAGAUGCACGAGAUCGGGGACGGCGUGCCGCACCGCGAGCGCUUCGCCAUCCCGCGCGACAACCUCCCCAACCGCCGUCGGAAGCAGAUGCGCGAGCAGUUCAUGCGCCGCACGCGCCUCGUCCUCAAGGACACGGAACAUGAAGCUUGGUGCAAAAAUUAUAUGGAACUAUACCAAGAACUUAGAGAGAAUUGGGAAAGGUUAUAUUGGGAUGAAGGUUUUUCAAAAAAGAUUGCUGAAGAUCAUGCUAAUUAUGAUUCUGCUGAAGAAGAUGAUAUGGACUUCUCGCCUUACAGCAGAAAAAGGCGCCCCAAUGCAGAACCAAAUAAGGACAAUGUUUUUGGGGCAGGCAAGCAUGGUGAAACAUGGGAAAGAGUUGCUCAAAUUCGUGACAAGUUUGAAUAUGACAGAGAAAGAAGAAUGAGGGAACGAGCAUUUGCUCCCAUGAACAUGGAGAACAGAUUCAGGAACCAGCAUGAUUCAAACUACGCCUCAGCAAACAAGGAAGACAAUUUUGGUUCACACGGCCCAGAUUUUGGAAAUGAAGCUAAUCGAAGUUUUCAACGUGAUACAAGUUUCAGGAACCGGCCCAAUGUGAAUUUCCAAAAUGAAUCAAGUAUCAGAAAUAACAACUAUCCAAAUUUCCGAAACCAACGUGACACAAGAAAUCAUAUGAUGUCUGAUGAUCAGGAUUUCUAAGGAUAUGAUCUUGCAGCGUGCAAGGUGGACAAAUUGUACUACUCAAAGGAGCUGAUUUUGUAGCUAUGUAAGAGGAAACAGAAUGUGUUGUAGUAGGUUUUAUCACUGCCUUUUACGCUUCUUCUCAUCAUGUGUCAAGACGAUGCAGGAUGUCUACAACUAAUAGCAAAGUGCAACGGCAAUCUGAAUAAAUUCAGAUCCAGCGCGUUCUUAUUUUCUUUGAAGGAUGGUCAUUUCAGUAAGGGAACUCUGUCCAAAAUUUACCCUCAAGUUCAUCCAUAAUCCAUUAGCAUACGUGAAAAAAUAGGCAGGAAAUUACACC